Ceutorhynchus assimilis (cabbage seed weevil) is the source of this 1056-nucleotide messenger RNA. NCBI's taxonomy places the organism in Eukaryota, Metazoa, Arthropoda, Insecta, Coleoptera, Curculionidae. The record is from the annotation of a GenBank genome assembly.
UCAAUCAAUAAUAAAAAUAAAACAGGGAUAUCAAAAAUACAAACAAAAAUUUAUUAAUUAUAUUUGAAUUAAACUAAUGGCAAACGAUAGAGAAAUCCUUAGGGAAGUGUGGGAAGGAAAACUUCCAGUUUGUUUCAAAUUGGAUCCGGACGAAGUCGUCGAACUACAACAACCAGACCCUUUUUAUUUGAUGGUACCAAGAUUGAGUUACUUUCCAUUAGUUACAGACAAAGUGAGAAAACAUUUCAUCAAAUAUGUAUCCAGCGACACCCAAGAACAUGAAAUGUGGCUUGAAUACAGUGCACAGCCUAUGAAAUGGCAUUUUCCCAUUGGAGUCUUAUAUGAUUCCAUGGUUGACAGUGAUCACGAAGCUCUACCAUGGGUUAUUACAGUACACUUUGAUAAAUUUCCUGAAACCCAAAUCUACAGAUUUAGUAACAAGGAAACAGUAGAAUCAUAUUUCAUGGCUUGUCUAAAAGAAGCAGAUGUUCUAAAACAUCGAGGACAAAUUGCAAGUAAUAUGCAAAAAAAAGACCACAAUCAGUUAUGGUUGGGCUUGCAAAACGACAAGUUUGAUCAGUUUUGGGCGGUCAACAGAAAACUGAUGGAAGUUUCUGGGGAAAAUGAUUAUUUCAAGUACAUUCCCUUCAGAUGUUACAUUGAAGAUGGGUACAGGCAAAAAUUGGUAAAACCUGUAGGUGAUGAUGGGAAAAGGAAGACUUUAAACGAUCUGUUGAAUGAAUUGUUUCCUGAUAAGGAUAAUGUAACUGCUAAAAUUCAUGGAAUGAUUCCUCCAUUGGAAACACCUCUGCAAUGGAUGUCUGAGCAUUUAAGUUAUCCAGAUAAUUUUUUGCAUUUAUGUAUAGUUUAAGUAGAUUCCAAUUUUGUGCUUUGUGGUAAAUAUAAUUUUAGCACUAUUUCCAUAUUUAUAAGGUGCUUUAUUAUUAUGUAUUAUUUUUCAGUUUGUGUAAUUUUUGCAUACAGUAAAAUGAUUAUACUUUGAACAAAUUAUUGUGAUAAUUUUUUAUAAUAUGUGCUUUAUUAAAUUUGUUUGUC